Molecule: messenger RNA, 540 nt
Organism: Adelges cooleyi (spruce gall adelgid)
Lineage: Eukaryota; Metazoa; Arthropoda; Insecta; Hemiptera; Adelgidae
Exons: 7
Coding region: 1-465 (154 amino acids)
Source: RefSeq, a predicted model, not a curated record
AUGAUUGUUCGAAGUGUCCCUGUUCACGAAGAAGGUGUCGCUGUUCCUGAAGAAGGUGUCGCUGUUCGUGAAGAAAAUAGACCUAGAAGUCUAGUACGUACUGCAAUGAGAACUUUGUGUUGUUCAAGUGAACCACAGGAUUCGUCGGACUUAAAUACUGUCCCUGGACUUGCAACUGAGAGAAAAACCCUAUUUCGCGAUGCUACAAAACUAUUUAUCAGUUCUGCAUUAAGACCAGGCCAUGAAAACUUCGGAAAUUGUAACCUGAUUUGUCGAUUGAAAGGUAUAUACAGAAAUAUAUUAGAAAAAGAUAUUACUGUAACACAAGCUGAAGUUGAUGGUGAUCAGUGUCGUAUAACAUAUAAUGCCUAUAUUGAUGAGGAUAACGACAAUGUUAAUAAUACAAUCGUCGUAAGUUGCGUUAGGGAUGACAUUGGUGUCAUCAAUGCUUCUCAGUUAUUAUAAUUUAAAUCAUUUAUCUUAGAGAUAAACUCAUUGAAAAUUAUACAGUACUAUUUUUAUUAUAUAUAAAUAAUUAUU